This is a messenger RNA of Aphis gossypii (cotton aphid), 1803 nucleotides long. RefSeq lists its product as uncharacterized. The record is from RefSeq and is a predicted model, not a curated record. The transcript has 6 exons. Gene Ontology annotation, biological process: regulation of RNA splicing. Gene Ontology annotation, molecular function: mRNA binding. Gene Ontology annotation, cellular component: nucleus. The coding region runs from base 193 to 1629 and encodes 478 amino acids. NCBI's taxonomy places the organism in Eukaryota, Metazoa, Arthropoda, Insecta, Hemiptera, Aphididae.
UACAUAUCUAUUUAUGCUAAUACUUUGUAUGUUUAAAAUGCUAAUUUGUAAUUAGAUUUUGUCAGACAUAUUUUUGAGUUAUCCAUCGUACACGUGACUUUGCACACAGACAACUUUCGAUAUAAUAUACUUAUUAUAUAAAUAUAUAUAAUUUUUAAAUACGUAAAUAUAAAACAUUAAUAAUUCACUAACAUGUUUCCAAUGGACAGCGACAAUCCCAACUACAAUCAAAAUCGCUGUGGUUCUGGCCGACUGAUAUUCCGAACUGAGAAUAGGCGCAGUUGUCGUGGAUGCCGAGACAAUAGUUGGGAUAUGAAUAGGCACGAUUCAAACUGCACAGUAUUUGUUGACCACACGAACACUGGAACAUCGACUCUUUUAGACACGAACACCAGAGAGUCGACUCUUAACACCGAAGGAUCGACUCGCUUAGACACGAAUACCGGAGGUUCGACAAGCUUAGACACGAAUAACGAGCAUCCCCGCAGAGUCGGUGCUAGUGGUGACUCGUAUCCGACGCCUGAUUUGCGUCCCUCGCCGUCAAUACCAAACAAAGUGCUGCUCGUGCACGGGCUGGAUCGCGAGCUCGUCAACUGCGAUCGGGUGUUUAACUUAUUUUGCCUGUACGGGAACGUGACUACGGUAAAGAUCCUAAAGGACGACAAGGUUCUCGUCGAGAUGGAGGACGUGGAAGCCGCCAGACGGUGCGUGUCCAACUUGCACAUGCUUCAGCUGGACGACAUGGUCAACAUGAAAGUGAAGUAUUCCAAACAUAAUUUUAUUCAUGAUCAAGUAAAUUUUAACAAACUGGCUGACGGCACGCCUGCUCAAAAAGUUUACUUAUCGAGCACAUUGAAUAGAUUCGUCUCGAACGUAUUAUGCCUGGACAAACGUCGUAUCGCAGCCCCAUCCAAAAUUUUACAUUUUUUCAACGCGCCGACCGACGUAUGCGGCAUAGCUAUCCAUAGAGCAAUAUCGGAUGCUUUGUGUCGUUCGGACGCAAUACGUUCCAUAACUAUCCUUCCCAAAAAACCAAAAGCCAAGUGUUCGACGGGUUUAAUCGAAUUAAAGAGUAUGGCGUUGGCAGCGAAGACCGUUCUAUUGUCAAACCACAUGACGAUUGAAUCGACAGUGUCCAGAUUUCCGUUUUUGACGAAGCUGUGUUUUUCUAAGUGGUCCGAGAUCGAACAGAAACCCAGUGACUUGACUACGUUGAGGUUCUGUUCGGUGCCACGCACGCCGUGGCUACUGCACAAGUCCGAACACGGUGUGCCCACGACGGAGUUUCCGUUAUCUUGCACGACCGUAAUGAACGGUGGCGGCGACUGUAUGUGGACCUUGUGGGUGAUAAGUGACACUCAGAAGCAUUCCAAGCAACAUCAACAACAGACGCCACUGGCAGUGCAGGAAUCGGUGGUUGAGGAAUCGGCGGUCUCGAUGACGGAUGCCGCGACCGACUGCGACUCGACGUGUCCGUCAAACCGGAUCGUCCGUCGCAAUCUGAUUGCCGCCAACGACUCCGAUUCGGUGAUCGAUAUCAUCGAUAUGUUGAGGAACCGUCUGUGCGACAUCAGAAACGACCGGGGCGACGCAGCCACCUCCGCCGAUAGUCAGUUGGGUGACGCGUGACCCGCUGAGACGUCCCAAUACAUUUUUUGUUAUUACCUAUCGUAUUUUUUUACUCUUUUCUUUUUUAUUUGGAGAACGACGUGACUGUUCUAUAGAACCACAACUCAGCAGGCAUGCCCGAAAAAAAAUCAAGCUGCAACAGAUCGAUGUGAAAAUAUAAAAUAAUAUAUAUAA